AUGGGAUUAGAAUUACCUCUCAUAUAUAUAUUGACCAAUAGAAAGGAUUAUAAAACUUAUAAAAGAACUAUUAUAGGUGACAACUUAAUAUCAACUCCAAAAAAAAUUAUGACGGAUUUUGAAAUGGCCAGUGUAAAAGCUUUCAAUGAAGUGUUUCCCAAUUCGCAACACAAAUGUUGCUAUUUCCAUUUUGGCCAAUCCUUUUGGCGAAACAUUCAAAAAUAUCCAGAAAUAUCGCAUAAAUAUAAAACAGAUGUAGAAUUUAAUAUACAACUUAGAAUGAUGGUUUGUUUGGCGUUUGUGCCACCCUUAAAUGUAGUUGAAACAUUUGAAUUACUAAUAAACUCCGAAUUUUAUUCUAAUAAUCAAUUGUUACUUCAGCCUCUAAUUGAAACUUUUGAAAAAGCUUAUAUUGGUAAAACGUUUGGAAGAGGCAGACUACCUGCUUUGUUUAAUAUUGAACUCUGGAAUUGUUACCAAUCAACACUGAACGGGGAAGCGAAAACCAACAACGCGGUUGAUAGAUUAAAAUGCUAUUUACGAGAACAAGCGUAUUUGCGAAGUUAA
Molecule: messenger RNA, 567 nt
Organism: Gordionus sp. m RMFG-2023
Lineage: Eukaryota; Metazoa; Nematomorpha; Gordioida; Chordodea; Parachordodidae
Exons: 1
Coding region: 1-567 (188 amino acids)
Source: RefSeq, a predicted model, not a curated record